GCUACUCCACUCGCCAUGGCCAUGGCCGCCUCCUCAUCCUCGUCUCCCCUCCCUCUCGCCCUCCCCCUCCUCCUCCUCCUCCUCGUCCUCUUCGCGUCCCACCCCUCGCCGCACGCGGCGGCGGCCGCGGCGGAUGCGGCGCCCGCGGGAGGCGGCGGCGGCGGCAGCGGCGGCGAGCUCCUGUCCGCGGCGCGCGCGCCGGGGUUCGCGGCGUGGCUGCGCGGCCUGCGGCGGAGCAUCCACCGGCACCCGGAGCUGGCGUUCGAGGAGGUCCGCACCAGCGAGCUCGUCCGCGCCGAGCUCGACGCGAUCGGGGUCCCCUACGAGUGGCCCGUCGCCCGCACCGGCGUCGUCGCCACCAUCGCCGGCGGCGACGGCGCUGGGGCCGGGACCGUCUUCGCGCUCAGGGCGGACAUGGACGCGCUCCCCCUGCAGGAAUUGGUAGAUUGGGAACACAAGAGUGAGGAAAGCGGAAAGAUGCAUGCUUGUGGACAUGAUGCUCACACCACUAUGCUUCUAGGAGCUGCCAAGCUACUUCAAUCUCAGAAGGAUGACCUUAAGGGUACUGUGAAGCUCGUCUUCCAGCCAGCAGAGGAAGGUUAUGCUGGCGCACGCUAUGUUCUACAAGAAGGCGUGCUAGAUGAUGUGUCAGCCAUUUUUGGCUUGCACGUUGAUCCAAGAAUUCAAGUAGGCACCGUCACCUCCAGGCCAGGGCCAUUUCUUGCAGCAUCAGGCCGGUUUCUUGCAACGAUCACUGGGAAGGGUGGUCAUGCUGCAGGCCCACACAACGCCGUCGACCCCAUCCUCACUGCAUCCUCUGCCAUCGUCAGCCUCCAGCAGAUCGUAGCCCGGGAAACUGAUCCUCUUGAGGCUGCGGUGAUCUCCGUGACAUUCAUGAAAGGAGGCGAUGCCUACAAUGUCAUCCCAGAGUCGGUAUCUUUCGGUGGCACCUUCAGGAGCUUGACAUCAGAAGGCCUCUCAUAUCUCAAGAAGAGGAUCAAAGAGAUCGUCGAAGCGCACGCGACCGUGCACCGGUGCACCGCCACCGUCGACUUCAUGGAGGAGGAACGCAUCCCGUACCCGGCCACCGUGAACGACGAAGGGAUGUACCGCCACGCCAGGGCCGUGGCCGUGGACGUGCUCGGGGAAGACGGCGUCAAGGUGGGCACCCCGUUCAUGGGCAGCGAGGACUUCGCCUUCUACGCGCAGAGGUUCCCGGCGGCGUUCUUCAUGAUCGGCGUCGGCAACGAGACGACCAUGCGGAAGGUGUACCCGCUGCACUCCCCACACUUCGUCGUCGACGAGGAUGUGCUUCCGGUAGGAGCCGCCUUGCACGCGGCCGUCGCCAUGGAGUACUUGAACAAGCACGCAUUUACGGCUACGUUCUAAGGCCUCCUUUUCAUGUAAACAUGGGGAUUUCAUAUGAAUUUCACAGAAAAUGGUGUAAGUUCUUGUAAAAAAAAACAUGGGAAUUUUGUGUGUUCCAAAGGAGGCCUAAGUCUUUCAGUGGCUUUUGAAAUACUCGUGUUUUCUAAGUUGUAGAUUUAGUACAAGAUUUUGCAUAAAGGUAAAUAAUAAUAGAGUGAAUUACAGUGCAAA
This is a messenger RNA of Oryza sativa Japonica Group (Japanese rice), 1599 nucleotides long. The record is from RefSeq and is a predicted model, not a curated record. NCBI's taxonomy places the organism in Eukaryota, Viridiplantae, Streptophyta, Magnoliopsida, Poales, Poaceae.